AUGAGUUUUACAAGCGACGAUAUCAAUUAUUUUAUUUAUCGAUAUCUGCAUGAAUCAGGCUUUCUGCAUAGUGCAUUCGCUUUUGCAAACGAGUCUCGUGUGUUGGAGUCGACCGCAGCUGCAGUUGACAUCCCUAUGGGUGCUCUCGUUAACAUCGUUCAGAAAGGCGUAUAUUAUGCAGAAGCAGAAGCUUGCGCAAUGCCAGGCACGAGUACCGUUGACAUGAAUUGCGAAAAGACACUCAUCGAAGGUUUGACACUUAUUGAAGCUGCUUCAAGCGAAAUUGCGAAAAAUAAAUUAAAAGAUAAAUUCCGUGAACAACAAUUGAUGAAGGAUCGUGAAUUGCAUAUGAACAACGAGAAAAAAUAUGUCGGCGUGAAACGCGAAAAAUUCGAUACCAAAGUAUUUUUAUUGCUGAAUCGUUGUUUUAUAGAUCUUUUAAGUAUCGUUCAAUGUUCUCCACCAUUACCAUUUAAUAAUGAUUCGUCGUCUUCAUCAGCAAUAUUUUCAUCAUGUUCAAAUAGUAAUAAUGGUGUGGCAACAACAAGUAAUUCUUCGUCCGUUGUACAUAAUCAUCAACAGUUAUCUGGCGGUACACAGGGCCAGCAUCAUUCUUCUUAUUCACUGCAGUUAUCAUCUUCAUCUGCAACAGCAGCUUCGCAUCAUCACGCUAGACAGUUCUAUCAAGACACUCAUGAUCGUAUAUUAAAUGGGCAAGUUGGUAAAGUGAAACAAGCUGCUGCUGAACUUCGGGCUGCUCAAGCUAAUAAUGGAUUUGCGAAUGGUUCAACAAUCGAAGUUGAUGGAUUAGCAAUAAAUCACAUUAACAAUGGUGGUAGUCUUACAAAGGCGCAAAUCGAAAAUCAGCCUUAUGAAAUUAGUCGAGACAAGGUGCGUUAUUUGAAAGGUCAUGAAAGUGAAGUAUUCAUUUGUACAUGGAAUCCUAAAAAUGAUCUCAUUGCUUCCGGGUCUGGUGAUAGUACGGCGCGUAUUUGGAAUGCUUUUGGCUCUGAACUUCCAACUACUGCCACUUCCAGUAUUGAAGAAACGUCACUAAUAUUGAAACAUUGUAUACAGAAAGACGAGAAAACUGUGUUACCACCUAAUAAAGAUGUCACAUCAUUAGAUUGGAAUUGUACUGGCGAUUUGUUAGCAACUGGAUGUUAUGAUGGAUAUGCGCGUGUUUGGGCGACUGAUGGUCGUCUUCGAUAUACGUUAGGUGCUCACAAAGGACCAAUUUUUGCGCUUAAAUGGAAUCAUCGUGGCGAUAAGAUUCUUAGCGCUGGUGUUGAUAAGACAACGAUUGUUUGGGAUCCAACAAAGGGAACACAAACGCAAGUUUUCCAGUGUCAUACAAGUUCAGCAUUGGAUGUUGACUGGAUGAGUGAAGAUACAUUUGCUUCUUGUAGUACUGAUCAAUGUAUUCAUGUAUGUCGAUUAGGAAGCGACAAGCCGUUAAAAACUUUUCAAGGUCAUACCAAUGAAGUGAAUGCGAUUAAAUAUGAUUCGUUCUCGCACAGGUUGGCGUCAUGUUCAGAUGAUCGAACAUUGAAGAUUUGGUCAAUGGAUAGUGAUUCAGCAAUUUUCGAUAUCAAAGCGCAUGAAAAGGAGAUUUAUACGAUUCGAUGGUCUCCCGUUGGUUCUUUAUUGGCCAGUGCUUCGUUUGAUCAUACAGUUCGAUUAUGGGAUGUAAUGAAGGGGCAGUGUAUUAGGACACUUUCGAAGCAUACAGAGCCAGUAUAUUCCGUUGGAUUUUCUCCAGAUGGCAAAUAUAUUGCAUCGGGAUCGUUCGAUCGAGCUGUUUAUAUCUGGGAUGUCAUGUCUGGUAAAUUAAUUCAAAGUUAUACGGGAAGUUUAAAUGAUGGAGGAAUAUUUGAGGUGGGUUGGAAUGCUCGAGGAGAUAAGGUCGGUGCCUCAGCAAGUGAUGGGACGGUUAUAAUUCUUGAUGUACGUCAUGUAAAAAGCCGAUUAAUUUAA
Messenger RNA from Dracunculus medinensis (Guinea worm), 1977 nucleotides. The record is from the annotation of a GenBank genome assembly. Lineage: Eukaryota; Metazoa; Nematoda; Chromadorea; Rhabditida; Dracunculidae.